Aedes albopictus (Asian tiger mosquito) is the source of this 765-nucleotide messenger RNA. RefSeq lists its product as uncharacterized. The transcript has a single exon. NCBI's taxonomy places the organism in Eukaryota, Metazoa, Arthropoda, Insecta, Diptera, Culicidae. The record is from RefSeq and is a predicted model, not a curated record. The coding region runs from base 1 to 765 and encodes 254 amino acids.
AUGUCGAAUUUCAUUUCGAAACCGCUGGCGAAGAACCUCUACAGUCGCCGCUCUCCAGUGGAUGUGUCCGUCGCAGGCAUCGGAUCAUCCACGCAGAAAAUCAGUAGUGCCAUUACUGCCACCAUCGAGUCGGGAGAUCGAACGAUCUCGAUAAAACUGCAGUUUUUGGUACUGAAGCAGCUGUCGUCAGAUCUGCCAACAAUGCCGAUAGAUAUCUCGGCAUGGAAGUUGCCCAACGUGCAGCUAGCAGAUCCGCAGUUCAGUGUCCCCGGAAGUGUUGACCCCGUCAUCGGUAGUGAAACCUACUGGAAACUCCACACGGGACGGAAGAUUUCUCUGGGUGAAGGUCUUCCGUGGGUAGUCGAAACUCCAUUUGGUUGGGCGGUCACUGGUCCCGCCUCUCGCUCGGCUACCUGCAUUCCACGUCUCUGCUACCUCUCUACAGCUGAUGAUCGACUGAAAGCCGCUCUACAUAAACUCUGGGACAUGGAAACAACUCCAUCGACUCCAGUUCGAUCGUCCGAAGAAAACCGCCUUGAAGAGCUGUACGCUGCAACGACGACGCGUGAUACGACAGGAAGGUAUAUCGUUAGACUCCCAAGAACCGAAGAACGACGCUGGGUUUCGAACGCUCAGGAAGAGCUGAAGGAUGAUCCACCGGAAGAUCUGGUUAUCCAACCAUUCACGGCGUGCAAGAUGAGCAGGCGAUCCCCACGCUCGGUCUUCUUUUGGAUCCGAAGGCCAUCAACUUCCGAGUCAAGCUAG